AUGGAUGUUUUUUUGAGAAACAUCGCCUUUGCAGUUACCCAAGAAGAUUUGACACUCGAAUUCGCUAAGAUACUGCACAAACCCCCGUUCCCAUCCGAUCCCCUUCUUAAUUUUGAAGCCCAAAUAUUCUACAAGACACACCCGAAUGGAAAGCGAGGCAUCCUUGCUCUUCCCACAGUGGAUGCUGGCAUCACUCUCUUGCGUGCUUAUGGUGACACAGGGAUUGUCGUCAAAGGCCGCCAAAUCCUCCUCAGCAAGAGCACGCAACCGAACAACAAUGCCCGCAUUUUGAGGUUGAAUACUGUUCCUUGGGUUGACCCAGUGAAGCUGCGAGAGGAGAAGGAAAGGCUUCUGCAGCAAUCAAGGCCUUUCCAGCUCCUUCGCUACUCAUUUGGGCGCUUCACUAGGGACGGUUCUUUUUCUUCGGAAUUUAGCCUUCCUGGCGUUGCCAAUGUCUCCUGUGAUCUAGAGCGUCGGCAAGUACGCUUCACUGUCACUCCUGAUGAUGGGAGUGACGACCUCCUUUGGACCUCGACGUCUAUUGCGUCUUAUGCACAACUGAAAAUCGCAGCAUUAGUGGGUAACCAGGAUGAUGAUACCCACAUUCUUUUCAUUCGUGCCGAUGCGCCCCCGGUGUUCUCCGUGGAUAAUGAUGUCGGUGGAAAUGGAAAUACAAGCCCUCGACGCCUACAGGGCUUGACGUGUUAUCAUCCUAUGCCUCCCGGCAGCCAUAGUCUUAUGCUGGUAUUCAGCAACCAGUCAGAUGCGGAAACAUUCAUGUUCGCAUGUCGCAAUCGCCUUCAUCUGCGGUACUCUCCAGAGUCCCAUGUUCGGAUCCAUGACCACACUUCUAAUAGCAGCCCUGUCGAGGAACUGCACGAGUUUCUCUCCGAGAUACCAUACGAGCUUGGGUUUCAGGUGGAAAAGACCGUUGCAGAUUUUGUUUUUACUCCAAUGGAAAUAUUUUCGCUGAAGGAGGCAAUUAUCUCGUUGCACACUGAACAUGGCUCCGAUGCCCCAGAAAUUUUCCAGUCCUUUGCAUCCGAGCAUGAAGGACACAACGCGGCUCGUAAACCACGCCGCAAACGCCGGGCACAGUGGCAUACCAGCCGAGAAGAUUUAACUUCUCUUCUUGGUCAAGUGAUCCACGAGUUCACCAGAGAGCAUCAAAGGCCCCUCCGUCUUCUAGCUCCCCCACCACAGAGCGGAGUAUACCAGUCCUACCAUCUGAUCCUAACGCCAACACGAUACAUCUUAGAGGGACCUCUCCCAGACCAGUCCAACAGUGUCUUGCGCAAAUACAAAAAUCACGAGUGCUUCCUGCGCGUUACUUUUCAGGACGAGAAUCGAUCAAAGCUUCGUCGGGACUUAGAGUCUUCCAUCAGCGACCUUCUGAAGGAGCGGUAUCGCCCAAUUCUGCUCAGAGGCUAUCGCGUCGCUGGACGUCAAUUCCAGUUCUUGGGAUAUUCGAUGAGCGGUCUGCGAGAUCAUUCGGUGUGGUUUAUGACACCGUUCACGGAUGACAGCGGGACACUACUGGAUGCAGACGCAAUUCGGCGCAACUUGGGUGAUUUCUCUAAACUUGUCAACCAACCCGCUCGUUUGGCUGCAAGGUGGUCUCAAGCCUUUUCUGGCACCGAUCCAUCCAUUACACUUCUUCCCGAAGAAAUCGAUUAUCACUAUCCCGACAUAAAAUCGCCCUCUGGCAACGUUAUGACAGAUGGGUGUAGCCCCAUAUCGGUCGGGCUUGCAAAGGACAUAUGGAGGUCUUUGCAGAAAGGCAAGAGGCGACCCGCCAAGUUACGCAAUGUUCCAUCCGCUUUCCAAUUUCGUCUCGGUGGUGCUAAAGGCAUGGUCGUCCAAGAUCCGACAAUCGAAGGCAACCUCGUUCGCCUUCGUCCAUCGCAGAUUAAAUUUGAUGCACAGGAGAACCUCACUUUUGACGUCCAAUCGACAUCAGCGAAACCAAAAGCGAUGUUCCUCAAUCGCCCGCUCAUCGUGCUUAUGGAGUUCUUGGGAGUGGACAUCAGUCGAAUCAUUGACCUGCAGGACGACGCGAUCGCCAAAGCUCAAUCCGUCCGAUCAUCAUCCCUCGAUGCUUCGAAAGUUAUCCAGCAACACGGACUGGGAGGAUCGUUCCAUCUACCAUCUCUCUUCAGAAACUUGUCCUCCAUUUUACGGCUGGAUGUUGGAAAUACGGAGGACGAGUCGUCUCAGUCACGAUGGACAAGCGAGCUCAUAGAAAGCUCCCUGCAUUGCGCCGAAACGCAGAUCUUGCGGGAGCUGAAGUAUCGCGCACAUAUAGAAGUGCCGGAUUCGUAUACGUUGCUUGGUGUUUCCGAUGAAUGGGACUGCCUCAAGGAGGGAGAAGUUUACGCAGUCGUGUUUAAUGAAAGGACGGGAUUGAAUGAGCAAAUCCUGGGCGAGGUCGCCGUAACCCGCAGCCCGCAGAUUCAUCCAGGCGAUCUGCAGGUUGUGCGGGCCGUACACCGUCCAGAGUUGGCGCACUUGAAGAAUGUCAUUGUGUUUUCAUGCGAGGGUCAGCGAGCGCUUGCAUCAUGUCUAGGUGGGGGUGAUCUUGAUGGCGACGACUUCAACCUAAUCCGUGAUCCGAAAUUGCUGCCAACGCAUUACGGUGCACCCGGAGAGUAUCAGGCAUUACCCAUCAAAAGGACAGAAGCCCCAUGUGACAUCUCCGAUGUCGUGGAUUUCGUAUUUGACUAUAUCGAGGCGGACCUUGUCGGUCUCAUCGCCAUACAUCAUCUCAGGUUUUCUGAUCUGGAGGAUCCAGGUUGCGCAGAGUGUAUGGAACUCGCGAAAUUGGCCUCACACGCAGUCGAUUUCCCGAAGAGCGGCACUCCUGUCAAUUUUACUCAACUUCCGAGGUUCAAGUCGAGGAACCAACCCAGGCCUGAUUUUCUUGCCAAAGAAGGCGCAGAUCUCAACAGCGACCAGUACUACAACAGCAAAAAGCUACUCGGACAGCUCUACCGUCGUGUACCAGUGAAGAAGUGGAUUCCUCAAGAAUGGAACGAGGACUACUCUCCAUCUGAUGGAGCCUGUGUGGAGGACGCGCUUUCUCGCGUGAGCCUCCGUAAUCUCGGUCUUUCAGGAUUACCCAAUCCAACUCAAGAGUUGAUCGAGGAGAUGACAUAUCUACUCGAAGCGUAUUGUGACCAGCUGAUGGUAAUCGGGCAGUCGCACACGAUCUUGAAAAAUAAAGAUAGCCACGUUUCGGAAGCGGAAUUGGUGAGCGGGACCAUCAUGGCAAAUUGGUCCGACCAUCAUCGUCGGCGAGACGCAGUCACUGCGAUGAACUUGCAGACGCAUGAGCUCGUCCGUGCGGUCAGGGCAGAACUCCUGGUCAAAGAUUUGGCGACGACGGAGACAGAGACGUACGAUGAUGAAGAGGAUGAUUAUGAUGACUGGACCUUCCGCGAAGAAUUUGAUGAUACGGAACAGCGAAGUAUGGGAGAAACGUUCAAGCGUUCUUGGGCAGCGUGGUGCGUUGCGGAAGAUACGCUCCAGGAAGAAUCGAGGAUGUUUGGAGCUCAGAGCUUUGGUUUAAUCGCUUUGGGUAAGAUGCUCGAGAUUGUGAAGGCGUCUUAUAUGAUGUGA
Suillus subaureus is the source of this 3618-nucleotide messenger RNA. Its product is annotated as RdRP-domain-containing protein. The transcript is spliced from 6 exons. NCBI's taxonomy places the organism in Eukaryota, Fungi, Basidiomycota, Agaricomycetes, Boletales, Suillaceae. Gene Ontology annotation, cellular component: nuclear RNA-directed RNA polymerase complex. The record is from RefSeq and is a predicted model, not a curated record. Gene Ontology annotation, biological process: siRNA processing. Gene Ontology annotation, molecular function: RNA-directed RNA polymerase activity. Bases 1 to 3618 code for a protein of 1205 amino acids.